This is a messenger RNA of Archocentrus centrarchus (flier cichlid), 2335 nucleotides long. RefSeq names its product transforming growth factor beta regulator 1 (gene fyrd1). Gene Ontology annotation, cellular component: nucleus. Bases 295 to 1932 code for a protein of 545 amino acids. NCBI's taxonomy places the organism in Eukaryota, Metazoa, Chordata, Actinopteri, Cichliformes, Cichlidae. The record is from RefSeq and is a predicted model, not a curated record. Gene Ontology annotation, biological process: regulation of DNA-templated transcription; regulation of cell cycle. The transcript is spliced from 15 exons.
UAUAGAUUCCGUCUUUUUUAUCCACCUGUAUUUACUGUGUUAUAGUAAAACUGUUAGACAUUCGCUUUUUCACUCUAAUGUCUAAUAUGUCCGUGGGUUGAACCAUACUACCGAAACACUGAUUUUGUGUACAGCUGCUAGCGGGUUAGUGUUAGCAUUUAGCCGCUCUGUUGUAUGUAAACAAAGCGAUGAGGACGGCUGAAGGUUCCGGUUGACACGGAAACUAUCAGUGAGGAGCACGAAGUGAAAUAAGUGUUUGCUGCAGUUUGAUUUGGAUGCUCCUGUCUGCCUUCCAUGGAAUCACUCAGCACGUUUGAAUCUGAGAUGGAGGCUGAUGGACAGGGGAGCUACUCUCUGUUUCCUGCUCUUGACAGCAUUGCAAGUCUGUCUGGCACCACUGAAACGCUGGAAAGUGAACCACCCAGUGAAAUAGCAGAGAAACCAAACCUGACGUGGCUCGACGCUGCACAGAUUGUUUUGGAGGAAGCUGGACGCCCCAUGCACAUAAAGGAAAUUAAACAGAGAAUCAUCGACAGGGGACUCGUUCAGUCCAAUGCAAAAUCAAGCCUGGAAGCUGUCAUGUACCGUGAGACACAAAAAGGCAGCAGGAGGUUCAAGAGGAUUGAAAACAGAAACGGAGUCUUUGCACUGCUGACUGAUGAGGAGCGGCAGCAGGCCCUGCAGGCCUUCACUGCCCAGUCUUUCCUCAGUUCGCCUCAGCAGAAUACCAUCUCUAGUUCUGGCUCAGGAGUCGCGGCGCCUGCCUUCCCAUCUCCCACGAGUUCCUCUGAGCAUAAGGCCAAGGUGAAGAGGGGUCCGCGGAAGAACCAGAACGAAAAGUAUAGACUCAAGUACCUCAGGCUUCGAAAAGCUGCUCGUGCCAUGAUAUUUGAGAAUGCAGCUCUCUGUGAUGAAGUUGCCCACAUAGAAGAAAAGUUUCUGAGAGCAAAGGAGGAGCGCAGGUUCUUACUAAAAUCCUUGUUGCAAUACCAGUCUCUGUCAGAGGGGGAGCUACUGCCCACACCCAGCUCAAGCUCUCAUCCACCUUUGCCACCAGUGGUGUUGUCCUCAGGUCCCUCUGGGGCUUCAGGUCUGUCCAUGGCACACAGUGUCUCAUCAGCAGUGCCAGCAGGGGAGGAAGGCGCGCUUAAAAAACCCAAAAAGGAAAGGAAGGAGCGGGGGAGGGAGAAUGGAAAGGAAGAAUUUCCAAAGAAGAUGUCUAAGAAGAGAAAACUCGCAGACGGCUCACGGAAGCUGGUGCAGCCCAUCCCUCUCGACUCUUCUGGCCGUCCCGUCUUUCCCAUAGUACUGGGAGGUUUGACAGUCUACAGUCUGGGAGAGAUCAUCACAGACAGAAUGCUGUUUCAUGAUGAGUGUGCCAUUUAUCCAGUGGGCUUCUGCAGCACGCGCAUCUUUGCCAGCAUGAAAAACCCCGACCAGCAGUGUCUCUACACCUGCCAAAUCAAAGACGGGGGAACUGGUCCACAGUUUGAGAUUGUGCCCGAAGAAGAUCCUCAGAAUGCGAUUGUAGCUUCCUCUGCUCUGACGUGCCAUGCCAACCUACUGAAGGCCAUCGCAUCUGUCAGUUCCAAGUCUGUGGCGUCGAUUGUUCCAUCAGGAGCCGACUUCUUUGGCUUUUCUCAUCCCACGAUCCAGAAUCUCAUCCAGAGUUGUCCCGGAGCUCGUAAGUGUAGCAACUACAGAUGGAUUCGUUUUGAGGUGUGUCGCCCUGGUGAUGGCCAGGUCCCUCACAGCCUAUCAGAGGACGAUGCCUCGAUUAACUUUGAAGCGUUCCAGAGGCACCACGGCUUUGAUGAGAACAUCAAGACCGAGCAUAUCACAGGACAGACACCACAGUCUCCUAGCUCCUCUCAUCAGCACCACCUGACUUCCCCCACCAUGAAGCCCUCUACCUCAUAUUUCAGCUCCUGAUAAUCUGCACUGGAGCGCCUCUGAAAUCGAGGCCAUACCUGAUCUUAGUUGUUGUGAAUAUUCCUUCUUAUUUGCAAGAUGCAGCAUUUUUUUCCCCCCACCAGGAUUAAGGAUUCAUAAAGAUGAGAUAAAGCAAACCUGUCAUUAUUAUUGUCACUGUUAUGCAAACCUUGAUACUGAUAUACUGGAUAUGAAUGGUCAGUUAAAUUAGCCCUAAACAAGUCAAUAACAGCAUAAACCCAACACCUGAGGGGUGUACUAUGAAGCAAGUUUGGUAUAGCUGUGCUUUCUUUACAUUGUGGUUUUUUGUCAGCUGUUAUUCCUUGGGCUUACUGAAGGCCAUAAAAGUGAGCAUUGGACGCUUGAUUUGGCUCGUCUUUGGUAAAAAAAAAAAAAAAAAAAA